Notolabrus celidotus (New Zealand spotty) is the source of this 7454-nucleotide messenger RNA. It is a transcript of the gene tmem145, whose product is annotated as transmembrane protein 145. Bases 292 to 1947 code for a protein of 551 amino acids. Gene Ontology annotation, biological process: G protein-coupled receptor signaling pathway; response to pheromone. The transcript has 16 exons. NCBI's taxonomy places the organism in Eukaryota, Metazoa, Chordata, Actinopteri, Labriformes, Labridae. The record is from RefSeq and is a predicted model, not a curated record.
CACACACACACACACACACACACACACACACACACACACACACACAGCAUCCACCAUCCUGCUACAUCUGCUGGAGGGGGCCACACACACACACACACACACACACACACACACACACACACACACACACACACACACACACACACACACACACAUUGCGAGGAACCAGCGUCCACGCGCCCGGUCUCCUCCACCAUCCUCCUCGCACUCCUCCGUGCGCGCUCCCGCUCAGAGACAGCAGGCUUCAGAGAGCCCGGAGAGCAGACGAGAGGCAGCGGGGGAGAGAGAAAGAUGGAGGUGAGGGUCGGGGAGAGACUCCUGUGCCUGGCUGUGCUGUCCAGCGUCCUCUGCGUGGGUUCUGUCCUCGGGAAAUACGUCAAAGGCAUCGUCAACACGAAAGAGGAUUGGGUUUUCCUCACUCGCUUCUGUUUUCUCACCGACUUUGGACGCCUGGAUUUCAGGUUCCGCUAUCCAAAGUCUCGCUGCUGUCAGAACAUAUUGCUCUACUUUGAUGACAGCUCUCAGUGGCCAGCUGUGUACAAGAGGCCUGAAAAGAACUGCUACCAGAAAGAAGCUGUGCUGAGGCCUGAGAACAACCAAGUCAUCAACCUCACAACGCGCUACACCUGGUCAGGCUGUGUGGUGGAGGGAGACGGGAACGAAGAGGUUCUGAGCUGCGUGGGCGGCCGUAGUUUCCGCUCAGUGAGGGAGAGAUGGUGGUACAUCGCUCUCAGCAAGUGUGGGGGCGAUGGCUUGCAGCUGGAGUACGAGAUGAAGCUGACCAAUGGCCAGUCUUUCUGGACGCAGCAUUUCUCGGCAGAUGAGUUCGGUAUCUUAGAGACGGACAUCACGUUCCUGGUCAUCUUCUCCAUGGUGUUCCUCCUCUCAUGCUACUUUGCCUACAAUCUGAAGGGAAGACAGCUUCUUCACACAACCUACAAAAUGUUUAUGACUGCGGCAGGUGUGGAAGUGCUCAGCCUGUUGUUCCAUUGUGUCUACUGGGGCCUGUAUGCAAGGGAAGGAGUUGGAAAUGGCAGCCUGAAACUAUUGGGGAAAUUACUGUUCUCCAUCAGUUUCCUGGUUUUCCUUCUCAUGCUCAUAUUGUUGGGCAAAGGUUUCACUGUCACCAGGGCGAGGAUCAGUCACAGCGGGUCGGUGAAGUUGAGCAUCUACAUGACAGUCUACACGAUCACCUACAUCAUCCUCUUCAUCUAUGAGGCAGAGUUUUUUGACCCCGGCGAGGUGCUGUACGCCUACGACAGCCCUGCAGGCUACGGACUGAUGGGCCUGCAGCUGUUGGCCUACGUGUGGUUCUGCUACGCCGUGCUCGUCUCCCUGAAACACUACCCCGAGAAGCAGCCCUUCUACGUCCCUUUCUUCACCACGUACACGCUAUGGUUCUUCGCAGUGCCUGUUAUGGCUCUGAUCGCCAACUUUGGGAUUCCUCGCUGGGCCCGAGAGAAGAUUGUCAACGGCAUUCAGCUUGGCAUCCACCUCUACGCCCACAUCGUUUUCCUCAUUAUCACAAGACCUUCAGCAGCCAAUAAGAACUUCCCGUACCAUGUGCGGACAUCUCAGAUCGGGAUUCUGUUGUCGAGUCCGAAAGGAGGCGAGGGUGCAGAGAGCUUCCCCCACCAUGCUUACGGAAACAGCUCCUUCCUGGGAGACUCUCAACCCAACUUCACCGAACUGUUCUCCAUCCAAUCAGACCCGGUGAAGACAGUGGAGGAGACGGUGGCCCGUAAAGGACCCGAGGUACCGAGGAACAGCGAGCAGAAGAUCAUCACCACCGCAGCUGAUUUGACGUCAAUAUUGCCCCCACCGCCACCUCCGAUACCCCCACGCCUAGCCACGCGCUCGCCCCCGAUGCCGCCCCGGCUCCCCUCGUUCACCGAGUACUUCAGCAUGCAGGGCGGAGGAGGAGGAGGAUUUGGAACGAAGGCAUGAGACUGAGAGAGAGACUGUCAGACAGAGAGAGAGAGAGAGAGAGAGGGAAAGGGACGGACUGACAAUACAAAGUGAAGACGAAGGCAGAGUGGAAAUCAAGGUUUUUCUGUUCAAAGACAAAAGAGACGAAAAAAAAAAGUUUGGAUGGAAGAAGACGAGACAUCAUCAGAAAAGUGAUUCCCUAAAUGGUACCUUUUCACCUAUGAAUGAAAAUAACCCGGGGGGGUGGAGGUGGGAAUGGCAGUGAGAUAGGAGUGCUGAGCUUGUUAAAGAGUAAAGAAGCAAUAAAUAUUUAAUGUUGACCAGUAAAAGGCACACGGGGAGGAGGAUGACAAAGUGGAUGUAGCCAGAGCAAUAGAAUGAUAGCAGUGCACGAGGGCGGAAAUGAACAAAAUCCUUGAAAUACUUUUGUUCAAACAUUCAUGAGGCAUUGAUGGUAUGCCUGACAGAGUUUGUAAAUAGCUAAAACUGGAGAGAGCUACUUCUCUAUAUAGUUUUAUUUUAAAAAAAGGAAACUUGUUUUCAUGUUUUUUUUUUCACAUCAUUUAUUCCAGUUGGUGCUGUGGACAUUAAAAUAAUCUCAUGCCAUUACAUUUAAAGAAUUUAUGUAAAAAACAACAAAAAUAAAAACAUUUUUUAUGUUUGACACAUUUUGAUAAAGCAUAGAUAUUUACUCUAAAUGGAGUUUGUUGAGUUGAUUUAUAUUCUUCUAUAAUUCAUUGCAGCUGGUUAUUCUGGAUUGAUAUGCUGAUGUGUAAAUGUAAAAUGUCACGUUUACUGUGGGCACUCGUAAAAACACGCAUGUUUGUAAUGUAUAUCCCGUCCAAAAAAAAACUGAUCUAUGUACUCCAUGUGACCAUACAAUAUUGGCUUAUUGUGUGUAUUGAAAUCUAUACGUUUGUAAAUACAUACGAUAGGCUUCAGUAUAUUUUUCGAUUGGAUAAAUUCCAAUUAAAAACCCUCUCGCGCUGUUGAACUCGAUAUGAAACCAGUGAAAGAGCUGUUUGUUUUGGCUCCAUUUUUACUAGAGUGCAGAAAAAUGUCUGUGUUUGUAGACGUUGGUGAAUGUACUGAUGCAAUACAGCACAAGGACAGGGGUGGGUUUCAAGUUACUGAAACACCACACUACACCUUUAUCGAUUUAUUCUCUCUACCUUUGGCUCUCCACUGUAACACUCUGAAGAGCAGGAGGCUGCCUUUCUGAAAAAUACUUCUAACUUUAUCCUCACCCCUGUCAACUACCUGAAUCGAUGUUGGCCUAAUCUUAUUGUGUAAAAUUGAAUGAAUAGAACUAGUUUCAUAUCCCCCAAACAUUGAACUAUAACAAAAAAAGAAAGCCUUGUAGAUGAAAUGUGAAACAGCAACACAACUGUACAUUUUGUCUGUCCUGCAUGGAGCACUUUAAUGUUCCUGGUCUUAGUCUGUUUAUUCGUGAUGAUGUCACCUUUAUACGACUGCUUUGAAAAUGUAUUCACACCACAUCCUGUAGUAUUCCAAAAGCAUACGCCUGUAAAUAAGUCUGAAAACGAUCUUUGGCUGCCCGGACAUUUUAGGGAACACGUCAUGCUUUGUCGAUGUAAUUUAACAUUUGAUUCACUGAAGUUGAUUAGAUGUGAGAGUGUCAUUGAAACUGAGUUUACCACCAGCUUCCUGCAGUUCAGAGCCUAUAAAUAUCUGGGAAAAGACAAUAACUUAUGUACCUGUUUCGUUUUAAUCCGUCACUGAUUUCAGAUUCAUAAAAGUGGUGGUACUCAGCUUAUUGACUUUUUCCACAUGGAGGCGAUUUUUCUCUCGUAUCACACUCCGGGUGGGAAGCUCAAAUGCUGUGUUGUACUGCUGCAUGCCUCGCUGCAAGUGAUAAAGUGAUGCCAUGAUUUAUGAAAAUGUCACCACUCCAAGAUUAAUCAAUGGCUAAAGAGCUGGUGACUUUUGUCUAAAUCUGGAGGUACAUAACAGGGAGUCAAAACAACAUAAGUAAAACCCUUUUAGCUGCCAUCACACGAAGCUAAUCUUAGCAUUCAGCCACUAGCUAACUUAAACAUUAGCAAGAAAUUGGCUAAGUGCUUACGUUACAAUUUAAUAGUGGUACAUGGGACAGUAGGAAUGGCAUACAUUUCUAGCUAAUGUUCCACUUAGCAAAGGAAUGGCUGACUGCUAAUAUUAGCUGUUCAGUAAUGCUAGCUAGCUAGUAGUAGUAUCAAAUAUGUUUUGGCUAUAGACUAUAAAAUAUGGACGUAGUAUCCGUGACAUCACCCAUCUGUUUCUGAAGCACUGUUUUGAGGCCAAGCGGCAGCGGCAGCCAUAUUGCUGCUGUCAAACGAUCGUGACAUAAAGAGGCUACAGUGUUCCCGCCUGUCAAUCAAGUCAGCUGUGCCUCUCAUUUGAAGACUCGUAAUCUCAAUAUCUUUGAAAUUGUCACGUUAGAAAAAAAUUCACACCUCGUACAGUGUGUGGCGAUCGAGAAAUGAGCUAUCCAGUCUACACUCAUCUUUUGUACCAGGCUGUAAACAUGUUUGUUUCUGCUGUAAAGAUCGGCUUUCUUGAAUUGGUGUGUAUGUGGUUUCCGGUACUUCCGGAGCCAGCCUCAAGCGGAUCCUCGAUGAACUGCAGUUUUCAGCACUUCCGCAUUGGACUCAUAUUUUUUAGACCACAGGUUGCCGUGUGGUUUUAACUUGAAACAACUUUUAAGAUGCUGAUCAUUUUGGAAGUGAAAAAAAAUUGCAUUUCUUUGCAAUACAAAAUAAGAGUAACAACCAUAAGCUAGCAGUUUAACAUUAUAGUAGCAUUUAGCUUCCCACCUUGUGCGUGACAUCAGGAAAUUGUCCACCAUGUGAUUAUGGUGAAUACUACAGAUUUAUCACUGGCGAUGUCGCUGUAAUGGACUACUUUAAGAUGUUAGGACUGUGGUGUGUAAUUUGUAAGAGUGUAGUCAGAGGUGUAACGUGAAACAGAAUGAUACUUGAAUUUGAGUAUUACUUGUUAUUGCUGAUUAUGUGUCUGGUUAAUAUUAGGCAUGUCUGCCAUUUUGUCUGCUGUUGCCUAUUGUUACGGUUGCCAUGACCCGACUGAUAAGACACUGGAUUACUCAGCUUAAAGACAGGACUACUGAUACUGUAACACUGCUUAAAAUGUGUGUGUGUAUAUUGACAUAAAACAAUAGGACUGAGACACACUUAAGGGAGAGAUGUUGAAGAAAAGAGGUUAUGUAUGCAUGACAGAAAAGAGCACAGCUUUUAGGUGACUCAGAGCGAUCUGGUUAAGAGCACAUCACUGAAGCACUGUUCAAAUGCAUUUUAAUGGUGUCAAACGAUGAUUCUAAAUAUGCUGUACAUAUACACUUUUUGCCAAAACAAUAAAAAAUAUGGUUUUAUUAGAGGCCUUGUCUGGCUGUGUGUGUUAUUUGGCUGCGGUGUCUGUGUUUGAGACAGGACAGGGGCAUAUGUCCAGAGGAGUCAAUGUAAUAUCUGUAAAUCAUAUUUAGAGUGUGUUCUCAUUACAAGAGUCCAUUAAAGUAAAACAGCACAGGGACACAGUCCAGGCUGGUCACAGUCUGAUGUAGGCUAGCCUAAUUAUUUCAGUGACUGUGAGUUUCCUCUCUUUGACUGUGCAGUCACAACAAACUGCUCAGCUGUGCUCAUUCUGCAUUAACGGGCCACAUUUGUAAAAGCUUUCAGUCUAAUUGCUGCCACAGCAGAGAUUAAAAAGGGAAAGAAAUAGUUUGUUUUGUUAUUUCAAACUUCUUGUAAUGCUGAUUUCUAAGACGUAUUUUGCAUUGGGAUCAUUUUUCAUGUAUUUUAUGAAUCAAUAAAACAAUGGUGCAGCGGUUAGUGCUGUUGCCUCAAAGCAUGAAGGAUCCUGGUUUAAACACUUGGCUGGUCAUGUCCCCCUCUAUGAGGAGUGUUGGCGCUAUUUACAUUGUUUCGUGUGUUUGAUUAUUUUUACUUUAAUCAAUUGAUUUAUUUAUUGUUAUUAAAUUCAAGGUAAUUAACUUUGAUGCCAUAGGGGUAUUAGUAUAUUUUGUUACUCAGUUUUAUAGGUAGAUAGUUUUGCACCGGGUGAUGUCUAUAUAUAUGGGUAGGUAAGAUAGGAGGGGCGGACACCGGGGAUGGUGAAUGUUUUUUUUCCCGGGAAAUUUGAAAGAGACGCUACCUUUUGUUUGAGUGAACCUUUUGUUAUACAAUAAACCACCAAAACACUGAAUACUUGGCUGGACAUUGACACUUAUCUGGACACCGUGUAAGAUCCACUCUCCCCGUGCCCCGUGGCCGGGUUUUGAUUUGAGAUUUAAGUUUUGUAAGUUGACCAAGUCAAACAGCUACUACAAAGUAAAAAAAACACCCUUUAAAGUGGACGUUUUGUGGAUGCAAGCUGUGACUUUACCUGUGGAAAGGAUCGUCGGAUAAAGACGGAGAAAGCAGCAUUGGAACCUGCAGAGUCAGCGGCCUGCAUUCUGAAAUCAAAGUAACCUGCUCAUCGACAUCGGAAACAGAGGAGGGAAUGGGUUGCCUUUGUACUCCAGGACAGCCAUCUUGGCUCGGUCCAGAUUCUGUCGGUUUGGGAUGCGAGCCAUUCGCGUGUAGCCCUUUGACUGAGUCUCAAACCGUGGAGCGAGGACCUUGAACAGCUUUGGGACCAGAUCCUUUUCCUGAAGAGAGGAAGCAGAGUCAAUUAAGAAUACGCUUCCUGACGACUAUUUGAAAUUCAAAAGGGAGGCAGAAGGAGCAGCAGAUACAUACCGUCAUCCAAAAGCUCGCCAUUUUCAUCGCCUUCUCAUCAGUGUCUCCCUUUUUGGCGUAGUCAACCAGCUGGGAUAAAGAAUAGAGAGAGUGAGCAUCGUGAUGAAGAGAAAAAAUAAAUAAAUAAGACUAAAGUGAAAGUAAGACCAUCUUAAGAAAUACUCUUGGUGAGUGCCAGUUCAUAAGUUGGCAAUGAUUGUAAUUUAAAGUGAUUUAGAUGCAUAAUAAUGAAGCAAGUAAAUCAUUUUUAUGACUCAUUCGAUUUAUAUCAGGCUAAAUAUAUUUAAAGAUGUCUGCACAACUCUUUUAAAACUACAUUCAAGUCUUACUUAACUCCUUGGAGCAGAAAAGGUGAGGUUGUUUUAGCAGCACAGUGUUGUCUGUGGAUUCAUAAUGAGCUGUUCCGUAUUCAUAUGUGGUUGUAAUGUUUGGGUGUCUACAGACUUAUUCAAGUAUAAAGUGUUAUUGCUGUUUGGACUCCUGGAGAAAAUUUGAUUUAAAUGCAAAUGUGUCUCUGAUGACUGAAUUGAAAUUGAACUGCGUCCAUAAAGGAGAGCAGCUGUAUGCACAUCCUGCUGAAUUAAGUCCAGAUGAAAAACUUGCUUUUAAUUGAAGGAGAAGUGGAGAGUGUCACAGCACUGGACUUGAGCUCAAGAAAAUCAAUUACAAUUUUCUGAAUGUAAAAGUGGAUACAAAUAUAGAGCGGAAAAUUAAUAUAUGCGUCUCUGAAUAAAUGAAUCCAAUAAAUCCAACACUUAUCACAAGCUUAAA